Molecule: messenger RNA, 261 nt
Organism: Adineta ricciae
Lineage: Eukaryota; Metazoa; Rotifera; Eurotatoria; Adinetida; Adinetidae
Source: the annotation of a GenBank genome assembly
AUGACAACGUCUACAUAUGAUGCUUCGCAUGAAAUCGAGAGGGAUAGUGGAUCUGAAGAUGAUUUCAAAAUGAAUAUUGAUGAAGUUUAUUCAUCAGACGUGGAUAGCGACGAAUCAAACGACGAACUAACACAGGGAGAAGAAUCUGUAAAUCUAAACUGGAGUAAAACUACUUUUGAACCACAUCUAUUUCACUUCGACAAGCAAAACUCUGGUGUUUCAUCAAAAAUUAACGCUAUGGAAAAACCAUACUCCUCUUGA